CCUAGUUCCUACACAGUUUAUUUUUAUUUAUCCAGUUAUUUUAUUUUAUCGUCCGUUGACUAAAAAUUCGGUCUUCAUGAGUACUUUUCAUCAUCCGAAGAACUUCCCUGGAAACAACACUCUAAAGUAGCUACUAAACAAUAUAUAAAGAGUGACCCUCCUAACGACAUGAUCUGGAAAAGCUGAAAGCAGAGAGAGAAGACCAAUCAGGGGAUGGCGGAAGCAGCAAGCAUCAGCAGGUCCGGAAACAGAUGGUCUCUCCAUGGAAUGACCGCUUUGGUCACCGGCGGGACCAAAGGAAUCGGGCGCGCCAUCGUGGAGGAAUUAGCAUGCCACGGUGCGGCCGUGCACACGUGUUCCCGCAGCGAGGUGGAGCUUAAUCAAAGGAUAAUCGAAUGGAAAGAGAAGGGCUUUGAUAAAGUCACUGGAUCCGUUUGUAACGUGUCCUCUGCCGUCGAACGGGAGAAGCUCAUCGGCGUCGUCUCUUCUCUAUUCGCCGGCAGACUUAACAUUCUCGUGAACAACGCUGCAACGGCCACUGGGAAACCGCCUACAGAGGUUACAGCUGAAGAGCUCUCCCAUAUGUGGAAAACCAACUUCGAGUCCGGUUUCAACUUGUGCCAGCUCGCACAUCCUCUCCUCAAAACUUCUGGGUCGGGAAGCAUCGUUUUCAUAUCUUCCGUCGCUGGUUCAACUGCUACGCCUAAUCUCUCAGCCUAUGGAGCAACCAAAGGGGCAAUCAACCAGCUAACGAGAAACUUGGCAUGCGAAUGGGCCAAAGACAACAUAAGGAGCAACGCUGUGGCGCCUUGGUUCACCAGGACCCCACUUGUCGAGCAGGAUCUCCAAGACGAAGGAUUUCUAAAAGCAGUUCUAAAGUGCUCACCACUUGGGCGGAUAGCAGAGCCAGAGGAAGUGUCGUCGAUGGUGGCAUUCUUAUGCAUGCCUGCUGCAUCUUACAUUACAGGCCAAAUCAUAACUGUUGAUGGAGGAGUUACUGUCAAUAUUUUCUCCAUGUGAAGUUCAGUAGCAACGCCUGUUUUCGAUUGUUGUGUGCUGUGCGCUUGAUUCAAAACCAACAUGCACGAAUAUGUAUGGAACAGUUCCUUGUUUUGGUGUUGAUGUAUUCAAAUAAGUUAGUAACUAAAGUGAUACGAAAUAAUAAUAUGGUUGUGCUAGAUUACAGAUCUGUCCAGGUGUUUGGAGGUUAGAACUUAGGCCUCGUUUGCUUCAUGGAAUUGAUCAUGGAUUUGGUACUUAAAACCAAGCAUCAUGGACUUUGUACACAAUCCGUCGUUUGCUUGAUGGAUUUAGGAGGAAUAAAUCCGUGAGCCCCACGGACUUGAGAAUUCCAUCCCAAGAGGUGAGAUUUGUGUUGGGGUACAAAGUCCAUGAUAACUUUUUACAAUUUUAACCCUACUUAUUUCCCUAAUCACCUACUCAUCCUCUUUCAUUUACUAAUUACCAACUUGAAGUGCAUCUUAAUUUUGCAUUCAAUAUUUAUUAUUAUUCAUUGCACGAAAGCACUACAUGAUUAAUCGCAAAGCAUACUUCGUAAUAUUGAAAAUCUUAAGGAAUUGUCCAAUUGUGUGUAUAAUAUGAUGUUGUUAUUGAUUAAUGAUGUUCAUUUAUUCCGAUUGUGGUAGUGGGACGAACCUAUUGGAUGAAACUUGUUUUAAACAAAAGUUAUAAUGUAAAUAUAAAUAAUACUCAAUAAGGGCACCACGAUAAAUUCCAAUAGAAGCAUAAAUAUAAUAAUGCCAAAUCCAUCAUGAAAUACAACAAGCAAACAAUGGUUUGUACCAAAAACCAAAUGGGGCAAGUUCAUCAUAUAUCCAUGGUUUUGUAAAGGGAGUUCCUAUCUGUCGCCCUAAUUAUUUAAAUUUAUCGCCCUAAGAUAUAUAAAAUGACCAAAAUGCCCUUGGGUUGGUUUUAGGGUUUAAAACCCAUAUAUUGUAGUAGGGCAUAAUGGUCCCAUACACUUUUCCACUCUUUGUAGAGACAGAGUGGAAACAUCAAACAAAAAACUAAUCAAAUCCCACACCACAACAAUUCUCAACUACUCUGUUCUUUAUUGGUGAGUUUUAUUUGAAUUCGGCGAGACCAUCGGAGCCAAAGGCACACUCGGCAGUCAAGUAUUCGAACAAAGGUAUGCUGCAUUAUUCUUCUUCUUUUUUCUGGUUUUACGAGAACAAACAGAUUGAAAUUGUGUGCGCGUCGCCGGAGAAGCAGGUUGAAAACACGUCUCUCCAUGGAGGAAACAGGUAGACAGAUUGUCCGUUCCUCUUGCUGAGCAUGUAAUUCACAUGCUUGAUCUAUCAGACACGCGGGUAGACAACAUGCCCGCGUCAGUGGACAGGUGGGAAGACCUUAUGUCCGCGCUGAUGGAGAGGCGUGUAAUCGACCUGCCCGUCCCGCCGUCUCACCCUUUCGGCCACAUGUCUUUCCAUGGACGAGGCGGGUAGACAACCCGCUUGGCGUACGACUUAAUCCCGUAAAGAACAUGACCGCUGACUGGUAGGGCACCUGCGCAGCACGUUUGAACCAUUGGCGGGUCUUUUUUGUUUUCUGCCUGGUCGAUGGUCGAGUCAUGUUUUGCACAUGCUUGGGGCCGGUUUUUGUGAUUUUUUAGAUGGAUUUUUGUGAAUUUUUAGACAAAUUUUGAUGAAAUUCACUUGAAAUAUAUUAUAUGUUCAUUAAAAUUUGUUUUUUUGUUGUGCAUGUAGGAGGGAGGACAAAGUGUAGAAGCCUCUUUCGCUACCAUCAUCAAAUAACAAGUUUAUUAUGAG
Molecule: messenger RNA, 2789 nt
Organism: Linum trigynum
Lineage: Eukaryota; Viridiplantae; Streptophyta; Magnoliopsida; Malpighiales; Linaceae
Source: the annotation of a GenBank genome assembly